Messenger RNA from Aspergillus heteromorphus CBS 117.55, 401 nucleotides. RefSeq lists its product as uncharacterized. The coding region runs from base 103 to 321 and encodes 72 amino acids. NCBI's taxonomy places the organism in Eukaryota, Fungi, Ascomycota, Eurotiomycetes, Eurotiales, Aspergillaceae. The record is from RefSeq and is a predicted model, not a curated record. The transcript has a single exon.
CAACAUUAUGUGGACAUCAAGAUGGGCCUUCGCUGCAAUAUUUAUAGGAUGGAAUCUGCCCGAACACACCAGGCGCCCAGAGGACAUUGAAGUGUGGUCCUUAUGUAUCAUUUGCAGUCUGCAAGUACAACAGUGUCUAAGCCAUGCUGGUGGCCAAUUGAACUGCCGCAUAACAUAGUCUCGGCCGGUCAUCCUACAUCAACAUUGUCAACAAGAGAUUCCGCAUCCCUUCAAAAUUACAAGCCUGGACAAAGUGCACAUACUGGUGACGGCGAUAAUAGGCAUUAUAAUUUACAUGGGAUUAAUGGGAUCACUACUUAGUAUAUUGCAACCUUUACUAUGCAGGCUACUAUAAAGUACUGAAAUAGCGUGUGGAUGACAACGUCUCAUUAUUCAGCUUG